AUGUGGGAGUGUCUUUGCACAGAGACUGCCGAGAGUUAUCCUGACGACUUGCCUGUCAACCUUCGGCCGUCCUCGAUUAGUUUGGAAGAAUUCGGGAUUCGCAACCAAUCCACUUCCAACGACGGUCUCAACGUCUACCUUUAUUGGGCUGAGAUAGUGAAGACAAACACAUCCUGCAAGCUCACGUUUCAGCAAGACAAGCUAGUUGCUCUUUCCGCAAUUGCGAAGAAUGUCAUGAAAACCCUAGGAGACGAGUAUGUUGCCGGAAUGUGGCCCAAGUACCUAGAUCGGGAGCUCAUUUGGUCGGUGUCUGUAUCCACACACCGGUUCGACAUCGAGGACCGGGCUCAUGCAGAUUUCGUGGAUACUUGCGAUCGGACACCAGUUACAUACAAAGCGCCGAGCUGGUCUUGGGCAUCGACAUCCGGCAAGGUUAAUCCCGGACUUCCAGACGUACCGGAGACAGAUGUGAUGAUUGCAGUCGAAGACUACGACCUCGAAUAUGCUACACCAGAUACAACAGGCUUCAUAAGAGGCGGCUGGCUGAGGAUAUGGGGCGAAUUGAAGACGUUGAAACUAAUACCUUAUCGAUCUUCUCCUACAUGCACCACGGCGGACUGGGAAAUGGUCGUCAACGGCACAAAUGUCAGCAUUCUGUCCGAUUCUACUGCGAGAGAACCCAGCCUCACGUAA
This is a messenger RNA of Colletotrichum aenigma, 693 nucleotides long. RefSeq lists its product as uncharacterized. NCBI's taxonomy places the organism in Eukaryota, Fungi, Ascomycota, Sordariomycetes, Glomerellales, Glomerellaceae. The coding region runs from base 1 to 693 and encodes 230 amino acids. The record is from RefSeq and is a predicted model, not a curated record. The transcript has a single exon.